GGGGGAGGGCAGCUGCGUGAGAGCCGCCCGGCAGGGCCACGCUCGGGUCUGGAGGCUCCCGGCUUGGCGAGCCCCAGCUUCCGAUGCAACCCGGGGCUGUGCCUGCGACUGCUUCUUGCGGGGCCGGGGCGUCUAUUCCCGGGUCUGGGGGUCGCACUGAGCAGCGCACGCUUCCUUAGGGUGGCUCGGCACCUCCGGCUCCGCACCUCCGGCUCCUGCUCCCGGCCCCGCGGGGUGCCUGUCCGAGUCCCGAGCUCUGGGUAGCCCGAGGACACCGGGCUGGGCAGGUGCCGAGCGAGAGCGCCGCCUCGCCCUCCCCCUUCUCGCCGGGCUGAGCCGCUGCGGAGGCGCCUCUGCUCCAAGUGCUUUCCCAACGCGUGCAAAAGCCGCGGGCGUGGGACCGGCAAGCGGGGCGCCCGGGCACUGCCGCCUGCACUCCGCCCUGCAGCCCCCAGCCCGCCCGCCUGGAGCCCUCGUUGACGUCACAGAGUAAAGGGGACCGGAGGCGGCCCCAGUGACCCCACCCCCCGCCCUAGUCCGGCUUUCAGGGUAGCCCUGUGGGGCUGCGGUCCGAGACGGUUCCUCUCUGACAAUAAAGCGUCCUCCCCGCUUGUGCUAAGCACUGGGAGUAAAAAGGGGCUUGAGGUCAACUGCAAAAAAAGAAUUGCAAGUGGGGUGUUGGCGGGUGUUGGCCAGUUUGUGCAGACACUCACCAGCACCUCCUGCAGGCGGGGCCCAGCCGCUAGGGCUCCCAGGGAUGAAUGAGAAGUUGGGGUGAAGAAGCUGUCUGGAGAGAGCAGCUCUGCUUCUGUCCCACCCCGUUCCCUCCCCUGGGCGCCUGCAGGAGAAGUAAUUAGGUUGAGCUUUUAAUCACCGCUGUGGCAGGCAAGGAAAAGGGAAGGCAGGGGGCCACAGGGUCCGCCCCUGUUUCUAGGUGCCUUCCUCUGGGAGCCCCUGCAGGCCCCCCAAGCGUGGCUAUCAGUAACCUGUUUUCUCAUCUCUCGGGACACUGGGUUCCCUAGGAGCUGCCCCCGGCUUAAUGAUUGCCCAGAGGUGGCUAUAAAGAGAGGCCGUGCAGCGGAGGGCACCAGGAACGCCUAGCUCAGCAGAUCUGGGUCCCGCGGAGCAGCGGGAGAGGGAGCUGGGAGCAGAGGCUCGGCGACCGAGCGGGCCUGGCGGCACCAUGGCAGCCCAGGGCUAUGGCUACUAUCGAACUGUCAUCUUUGCGGCCAUGUUCAUCGGCUACAGCCUGUACUACUUCAACCGCAAGACCUUCUCCUUUGUCAUGACCUCUCUGGUGCAGGAGAUCUCUCUGGACAAGGAUGACCUGGGCCUCAUCACCAGCAGCCAGUCGGCAGCCUACGCCAUCAGCAAGUUCGUGAGCGGGGUGCUGUCGGACCAGAUGAGCGCCCGUUGGCUCUUCUCCUCGGGGCUGCUCCUGGUCGGCCUGGUCAACGUUGCCUUCUCCUGGAGCUCCACCGUGUCCAUCUUCGCAGUCCUCUGGUUCUUCAAUGGCCUGGCACAGGGCCUGGGCUGGCCCCCGUGCGGGAAGGUCCUGCGGAAGUGGUUUGAGCCGUCGCAGUUUGGCACGUGGUGGUCCGUCCUGUCCACCAGCAUGAACCUGGCGGGGGGGCUGGGGCCCAUCCUGGCCACAGUGCUGGCCCAGAGCUACAGCUGGCGCAGCACACUCGCCCUGUCGGGGGCGCUGUGCGUGCUCGUCUCCUUCCUCUGCCUCAUGCUCAUUCGCAACGAGCCCGCUGAUGUCGGCCUCCGCAACCUGGACCCCACACCCUCCAAGGGCAAGCCAGGCUCCCCGAAGGAAGAGAGCACCCUUCAGGAGCUGCUGCUGUCCCCCUACCUGUGGGUGCUCUCCACCGGCUACCUGGUGGUUUUUGGGGUGAAGACCUGCUGUACUGACUGGGGCCAGUUCUUCCUCAUCCAGGAGAAGGGGCAGUCGGCCCUCGUGGGUAGCUCCUACAUGAGCGCCCUGGAAGUCGGGGGCCUUGUGGGCAGCAUUGCCGCGGGCUACCUGUCGGACCGGGCCAUGGCAAAGGCUGGUCCGUCCGUCUAUGGGAACCCCCGCCACGGCCUGCUGCUAUUCAUGAUGGCUGGCAUGGCCGUGUCCAUGUACCUCUUCCGGACAACUGUGACUGGGGACGUCCCCAAGGAUGCUGCGCUCUGGACUCCGGCUCUCCGCCCUCUCGCUGAGCUCUCAGGCUUUACAGAGCACGAGCUCUGGAUCCUCAUACUGGGAGCUGUGUUUGGCUUCUCCUCCUACGGUCCCAUCGCCUUGUUCGGAGUUAUCGCCAAUGAGAGUGCCCCUCCCAACCUGUGUGGCACUUCCCACGCCAUCGUGGGACUCAUGGCCAAUGUGGGCGGCUUCCUGGCGGGUCUGCCCUUCAGCACCAUCGCCAAGCACUACAGCUGGAACACGGCCUUCUGGGUGGCCGAAGUGACCUGCACAGCCUGCACCGUGGCCUUCUUCCUCCUUCGGAACAUCCGCACCAAGAUGGGCCGCAUCCCCAAGAAAGCCGAGUGAAGCGAGGGCGCGUUCCAGGACAUGCAUUUCCCCUGCACAGUGCUGGGGCUGCCCUGGCCAGCUCGGAACCUUCCGCUUGCCCUUUCUGAAGUUAUCAGUGGCUUAGGAGGCCCCGGCUGCCCGUCUUAAGCGCUAUUUAAAUGACCGCCUUUGUACUCAGACUCCACUAGCUCCUAUUUUUUGCCUUUAGAGGCAGGAGUUUUUGUGGUCAGGGAGUCUUCCUUUCCCUCCUCCCCGCCUGGGGUGAAGGUUCUGCUGUGGCAGGUUCUGGGGGCCCCAGCUUUGACCCUAAGGCCUCUCAGUUGGGGGCCCCUGCUAGAGCCAGUCCCCCACCUCCCCACUCCAGGGCCUGAGGUCACUCACCAGUGCCCUGUGUUCAGCAGGGGGUAGAGGUACCAGGGUAGGGUGACUUGUUAUAGAUUAAAACUAGAUUUGAUACUAAACACUGCCAGGAAGUCCUUCUUUCAACAGGGGUACUGGAGGCCAGGCAGCUUUGGAAAGUCCCUUCAGUACCUGUUUCCCCAAAAGAGAGGCCCGGCUUCCAGGAAGGACAAAGAACUUCUACAUUUUGGUUUGGAGCCUCACUAGGUGCUUGGAGGCCUCUCCCAGCUCUGCCCUGCGUGCGUGUGCGGCCAGGGAUCCACCGGGCUCCUUUGAGUACAGAACACCUCUAGCCCUACAUUAGCCCUUCCCCAUGCAGUCUCCUUGCCUUCUCGACAUCAUCUAAAUCAGGACUCAGCCUCUUCACCUGUGCACACGGUGAAGCACGCAUACACCCUAGGGCAGAGGCCGUCAGUCAGAAUCCAGGCGGUAGAAUGGUGCUUUUCCAUCUUCCUACACCCGCACUGCCCACAGAGCCCAAUGCUGCUGCUGUCAGUGGCCCUUACAGGCCACAGGCUGACCAGAGGGAGGAGGCAGCGCUCCCAGCUCACUGCUGGUGCUGGUAGAAAGUGUGGUUCAGACGGAAGCUGUCGGUGAUGAACCUGUACAUCUGGGACCCAGCGUCUUGCCAAGUCCCUUGUUUGCAGUAGAACAUUCCCCGUAGGCGGGGAGAAUAGAGGUGGGUAAGUGGGCAUGUCUGGCUGUGGUCACCCCCCCAGACAGAUCCUAGAG
Sorex araneus (European shrew) is the source of this 3652-nucleotide messenger RNA. It is a transcript of the gene SLC37A4, whose product is annotated as solute carrier family 37 member 4. The transcript is spliced from 9 exons. Gene Ontology annotation, molecular function: glucose 6-phosphate:phosphate antiporter activity. Gene Ontology annotation, biological process: phosphate ion transmembrane transport; glucose-6-phosphate transport. Bases 1184 to 2539 code for a protein of 451 amino acids. Gene Ontology annotation, cellular component: endoplasmic reticulum membrane. The record is from RefSeq and is a predicted model, not a curated record. Lineage: Eukaryota; Metazoa; Chordata; Mammalia; Eulipotyphla; Soricidae.